AGUAGUAGAAGUGUCAGCAGUAGUGGUAGCAGCAGCAGUAACAGUAGUAGAAGUGUCAGCAGUAGUGGUAGCAGUAACAGCAGUAGAAGUGUCAGCAGUAGCGGUAGCAGCAGCAGCAGUAACAGUAGUAGAAGUGUCAGCAGUAGUGGUAGCAGCAGCAGUAACAGUAGUAGAAGUGUCAGCAGUAGUGGUAGCAGCAGCAGUAACAGCAGUAGAAGUGUCAGCAGUAGCGGUAGCAGCAGCAGCAGUAACAGCAGUAGAAGUGUCAGCAGUAGCGGUAGCAGCAGCAGUAACAGCAGUAGAAGUGUCAGCAGUAGCGGUAGCAGCAGCAGCAGUAACAGCAGUAGAAGUGUCAGCAGUAGCGGUAGCAGCAGCAGUAACAGUAGUAGAAGUGUCAGCAGUAGCGGUAGCAGCAGCAGCAGUAGAAGUGUAAGCAGUAGCGGUAGCAGCAGCAGUAACAGUAGUAGAAGUGUCAGCAGUAGCGGUAGCAGCAGCAGCAGUAAC
Oncorhynchus nerka (sockeye salmon) is the source of this 504-nucleotide messenger RNA. Its product is annotated as sericin-1-like. NCBI's taxonomy places the organism in Eukaryota, Metazoa, Chordata, Actinopteri, Salmoniformes, Salmonidae. The record is from RefSeq and is a predicted model, not a curated record. The transcript has a single exon. The annotation marks the transcript as partial.